UAUAUUCAGAUUUAGUCGAUCUAAUCGAUAUAACCUUGAACGGAUUUGGACAAAGCGGACAGAGGGAUGACAGGAAUUAAAAUUUGGUCAGCAUUUUCCAGCUAAAUCUAUACCUCAAGUUAUGUUUGACAGGUGUAGCUGAUGAUAAGACCUCUAUUUGCAAACGUAGCGCCCUAAACAACUGUAGUGUUUCUUUGGGGGGACAGAUAAGAAUUCUUGAAAAGGACCUAGACCUGAAAAGGAGGAAACACAAUUGCUAGUAGACAGCACCUGGGUAUAAUGGACAAGACGGAGGAUGUUUUAAUCUUUAUAAUUGAAUGAACCUGGGUUGAAUUAAGAGAGGCUUCUUUCUCUCCCUGGAGAACUCACCGUUUUCCCAGUUAUGGGUAGAUGAAAACCAACAAUGUAUUAUUGUUCAAGUACAGGGUUAUUCUUUUCUCUCGUCAACUGUAAGGUUGUUACUGCUUGACUUCCCUUUGCCAUGAUUGAUCAGUGGUUUGAACACUAACAGUCAGUCACAAGCAGUUCCUGAGGCGAGCUGAUAUCCAGGAUCUCCUUGAUGAUGCAGUCAAGACUCCACAUUCAGAAAAUCUGUGGAAUAAAAUAGAAGAAUUAUUGUAAAUUGGAGAGGUGAAGGCUGGAAAUUUUCAACCAAGUUACGACCACUCCCAGAAAAGGUUUCUGCCUUGUUCCUGGACCUUCCCUGAUAGAAGGAGAGGGAUAAUGGCUUCCAUGUUGCUUCGUCGGUCCGUCCAACAGAACUGCAGGCUGUUUGUACCUGGAUGCAGGCAAAUCAACCAAGCUGCGGCCAAAGUUGACGUCGAUUUGGACUACGAAGGGCCGCUGAUGAAGACUGAAGUUCCAGGGCCAAAGUCCAGAGAGUUAAUGAAAGAGCUGAAUAAAAUCCAGAACGCAGAAGCCGUGCAUUUCUUCUGCAACUAUGAAGAGAGCCGCGGGAACUACCUGGUGGACGUCGAUGGUAACCGGAUGUUGGAUCUUUAUGCGCAGAUUUCAUCCGUUCCAAUAGGUUACAGCCAUCCCGCUCUGAUAAAGAUCCUACAGCAGCCUCAGAAUGUGAGCACUUUUGUCAACAGACCUGCCCUGGGAAUCUUGCCCCCAGAAAACUUUCCUGACAAGCUCAAGGAAUCCUUGCUUUCAGUGGCACCCAAAGGGCUAUCCCAGAUCGUCACCAUGGCCUGUGGAUCCUGCUCCAAUGAAAAUGCCUUCAAAACCAUAUUCAUGUGGUACAGAAACAAGGAGAGGGGUCACGGUAGUGCCACGAAGGAGGAGCUAGAGUCCUGCAUGAUUAAUCAGCCCCCAGGUUGCCCAGACUACAGUAUUCUUUCCUUCAUGGGCGCGUUCCACGGGAGGACUCUGGGUUGCUUAGCUACCACUCACUCAAAAGCCAUUCACAAGCUAGACAUCCCUUCCUUGGACUGGCCAAUUGCUCCUUUUCCCCGGCUGAAGUACCCCCUGGAAGAUUUUGUGAAAGAGAAUCAACAGGAAGAAGCUCGCUGUUUGGAAGAGGUGGAAGAUCUGAUCGUGAAGUACCGGAAGAAGAAGAGGACCGUGGCUGGCAUAAUCGUCGAGCCGAUUCAGUCGGAAGGCGGGGACAACCAUGCUUCUGAUGACUUCUUUAAGAAGCUGAGAGAUAUUGCCAGGAAGCAUGGCUGUGCCUUUUUGGUCGACGAGGUGCAGACCGGAGGCGGCUGUACUGGGAAGUUCUGGGCCCACGAGUAUUGGGGCUUGGACGACCCGGCCGACGUGGUCUCCUUCAGCAAGAAGAUGAUGACCGGAGGCUUCUUCCACAAGGAGGAGUUCCGGCCCAAUGCCCCCUUUCGGAUUUUUAAUACUUGGCUUGGAGACCCUUCCAAGAAUCUGCUGCUCGCCGAAGUCAUCAACGUCAUUAAGAGGGAGGACCUCCUGAAUAACGCGGUCCACGCAGGGAAAGCUUUACUGACCGGGCUCCUGGAUUUGCAGGCCCGGUACCCACAUCUCAUCAGCAGAGUGAGGGGGAGAGGAACUUUCUGCUCGUUUGACACCCCGGACGAAUCGACCAGGAACAAGCUCAUUUUAAUAGCUCGAAACAAAGGUGUGGUGCUCGGGGGCUGUGGCGAUAAAUCGAUCCGUUUCCGCCCGAUGCUGAUCUUCAGGGAUCACCACGCUCACCUGUUCCUCAACAUUUUCAGUGACAUCCUAGCAGACUUCAAGUAAUCGGGCAUAUAUUCCCAGCGCCCCGACCAGGCCCGGGGGGCCAGAAUGACCGGUCUGAUUAGUUUGCCUAAUUCAUGUUUUCACUUCCAAUACAAAAGGUGAAUCCAUAAGCUCGGUGGUAGCUUGGGUGGGUUUGUUUCUGUUUGUCGCUGUGGGGAGGGGACACUGAAGUUGGCCUUUUUGUUUUUGUGCCCCACUAGCCAAAGAUACCUGCUGGUUAAAAUGGGAAGCUUCUGUAGAACUUGGGACCCGGAGGUUGGCAGCUGCCCCAUUUCGCUGACCCCGACCCCCCCCAAAAAAAUUAUCUUUGGAAUUCAUUAGAGGAUCGGGUCCUUCCAAGAAGGGAGAGAGGGGAGGGCAGACCCGGAAGUCAGGAACUCCUGGGUUCUAGACCAGUUUGGCUACCAGAUUUCUCUGGAGCCCAGGACGGUUCCUUAACUUCCUCCCCCAGUUUUCCCAAAUGCAAAAGAGGUGUCAUUCUUAUCCAUCCCCAGGAAGGAAAAUUGUCAGAUCAAGGUAGAGCCCUCAGAGGGCAAGAGGGUCAGGAUGGAAAAGUGAAGGGCUUGGGAGAGGGGGCAUUGGAGAGAGGGAGGGUUGUCCUUUUGCCCUGCUCUGCCUUGCCCUGCUGGUUGUUGGCACGGAGGGAAAAGGCACCAUUGUUUGAGUUUUCCCAUUUGGAUUUAAGGAAUGUGGAGGGGAGGGGGCCACGUUCCAAGACCCUUGAGCCCUCCUCCGGGAUCUCCGGCAGUUGCUCCGGGGUUAAGGGUAACAAGGGCCAUGAGAGACGAGAGGCAGGAACCUGAAGCCUCUGGGCAAAGGUCCCAGACCACCUCGGAUCCCCAACCCCAUCAGCGAUUCCAAAUCACUGCCGGGUGGUCCCGGGUUAAAGCCCCGAUCCCAUCUCUGGCCCCGCGGUCGGGGGGUGGGUGGAUUCCGAGACCGCGGAUCCGCUUAAUCCUCUUGCCGCGGAUAACCUGUUCGGGAGGGAGCGAGGGGGGAUCUUCUUCCACCGUCCAUCAACGCAUCCCAUCUACCUUUCUCGACUGCUCCAUUUCUGCGGAGCUCUGCAGGGCCAGUCUGUCGCUUGCCGAGAUUUCUUCUGGAGAGAAGCAUCCGUGUCUGAGAGAUUUAUUUGAUGAGUGCACCUGUGCUGUAAAUGGGGCACAGCCACCUGUGUGUCUCUGGGUGCCUGUUUUGUGGGGCUCCAUUGUAUAUGCCAUUCAGAAGAUCUACUAGAAAGAUAUUUUCUUAAGACCGAUUUGAUGACUCCACGCCGCCGUUUGUUUCAUUCGUUUAGUCAGUCGUAUUUAUUGAGCGCUUACUGCGUGCAGAGCACUGUACUAAGCGCUUAUACUCUUCUUGCCUAAUUGGGUUGGGCCGGGAGCGACUCCCCAAGCCAAUGAGCGCCGUUGAGUUUUAGAAAUAUUUUGAACCGACAGCUUCGCUUAUAGACGAUUAUUUUCCUAAACAGUUCGAUCCAGAGGACGCGAUAGCUAAUGGUUAGAGAAAGAAAUGGCUAGUCGGUGUUCUGGCUAAUCUCCCUGGCUCUCAGUGACUGAUUCACGUGAGGUCUAGCGCCAAGCUGCUUCAACAACGUUCCCAUUCAGAAAAAUGGGCAAGAAUCAAACCCCUGGCUUCCAUUAACAUUUCACCCAGAGACUCCCCAAGUAUUUUUGUUGAGGGCCCAGGAGCCAGCAAAUUUUCCCAUAUUUGAGAACAUUUUAGAGUCUCCCAAGCUUUCCCAGCUAGUUCUCUAGGGCUCGGCACCUUGGGUCCGAUGAUCUCUGCGUGCCAUCUCCGAGGAUUCUAUUGCCCCCCCCCCCCCCCUUUAGAGCUGUCUUAGUUAGGGGAUGCGGCCAAGGGUCCGGCACGUGAUCUUAAUCCGUUUUCCUUCGUUAGAGGGCCAAGGAACAUCUGUUUUAUUCUGGAAUAAAACAACGCAGAUGGAUUGACAAAGAAUUAAAGGAUAGUGUGUACCUUAAAAUGGACCUCGGUGGGGAAAAAAAUAGUGGGAAGUCGGAAGAAAAAGCCUUUAUCUGUCCAAAGACGCAGGCUUGCGAAAGACUGACGUCGUCUCGGACGGAGCAGGCGUGCCGACGUUCAGAGCGGAUCAGGUGAGGGAGCGCGCUUCAUUUGCCCACAGGCUGGAAAUUAGUUCCCAGAACAUAUCAGUGCAGUAGAUUUUAGUAAACGUCACUAGCAAGUCUUGUACUUUUACAGAAUCCAAGGUCCAGUGAUUAUCACAUCCUCACUUUUAUUAUAAAUGGGUGUUUUUUAUAAUUUUUACUGACACUCAGUAACCAUGUAAAAUUGUGCACUGCUAUAUAUAUAUAUAUACAUUUGUAUCUAUAUAUACGUGCGGUAUAUAUAGAUACGUAUUUAUCGGAUCACGGUAGCAAAAUGACCUAGGGAACACUACAUACCUAAGCAUAAUAAAGUGAUAUUGUUUACAGCAUUCUGUGGCCAGUGCCAAAUAAAUGUCGAUGAAACUAAUUGCACUUCAUGAUGUAACUGGUGUCCAUACACACGAUUCCAUGAGUUAAAUCCAUCUCCUGUGUCAAUCAGUAUUCUUAAAUAAAAUGUUUAUAAUUGAAUGAC
Ornithorhynchus anatinus (platypus) is the source of this 4812-nucleotide messenger RNA. It is a transcript of the gene ABAT, whose product is annotated as 4-aminobutyrate aminotransferase. Gene Ontology annotation, biological process: GABA catabolic process. Gene Ontology annotation, molecular function: pyridoxal phosphate binding. The transcript is spliced from 16 exons. Gene Ontology annotation, cellular component: mitochondrion. NCBI's taxonomy places the organism in Eukaryota, Metazoa, Chordata, Mammalia, Monotremata, Ornithorhynchidae. The record is from RefSeq and is a predicted model, not a curated record. Bases 724 to 2214 code for a protein of 496 amino acids.